Messenger RNA from Epithele typhae, 309 nucleotides. Its product is annotated as fungal hydrophobin. The coding region runs from base 1 to 309 and encodes 102 amino acids. The record is from RefSeq and is a predicted model, not a curated record. The transcript has 3 exons. Gene Ontology annotation, cellular component: fungal-type cell wall. Gene Ontology annotation, molecular function: structural constituent of cell wall. Lineage: Eukaryota; Fungi; Basidiomycota; Agaricomycetes; Polyporales; Epitheliaceae.
AUGUUCGCCCGCCUCGCCGUCGUCUCUACCAUCGCGUUCGCCGCCCUCGCUGCGGCGACCAAGUGCAACACUGGCCCGGUCCAGUGCUGCGAGAGCCUGGAGAGCGCAAACUCUGCUGCCGGUUCUGCGAUCCUGGCGGCGAUCGGUGCAACGCUGCAGAACACAAACGUGGAGCUUGGGCUGAAGUGUUCGCCGAUCGACAUGGUCGCUGUCGGGUCGGGCAACGCUUGCACGACUAACACGGUGUGCUGCAAGAACAACAACAUCGGUGGCGGCGUUUCCGCUGGCUGCGUCCCGGUCACGCUCUAA